UACUCUUACCGAAGGCAGCAUUGGAUUUGGAUCUAUUUUUCUAAAUCUAAAUCUAACCCUAACACUAAUCAUUCUCACUUCCCUUCAUUCUAUAUACUUUCUUUUCCUUUCAUCGUAAUUUCUCUCUCAAAGGAACUUCAAUUAUCACUCUACCCUCUCUCUCUCUCUCUCUCUCUCUGGAAGCCGUAGAGGAAGAUUCAAUUCAGCUAGCCAGCUAGCAACUGAGAUCAACUCAUCAAGUUAGCAACAAACUUAACUUUCUUAUAUAUCUUCAAUUCAGAUUCAUUCCAAUUUCAUCUUCAUCUUCUUCUUUUGUAUAUCUAUUGCAAAUUAAGCAUAAUUGAUAUUCAAGAAAAGAAUUAAUUAAUGGAUCAGAUAACAGCACACGGACAUUCACUUCCUCCACCUUUCCACGCAGCAAGAGAUCUUCAUCUUCACCAUCAACAACAACAGCAACAACAACACCUUCAAUUCCACACUUUACAGCAACAAGAUCACGAUGAACAGAGCGGAAGCAGCAGCGGUGGCGGUCUCAACCUCACAAACCGCGAAGAAAACAAGUUCAAAACUGAAUUAGGCAUGGAAGAAGGAGGAGGUGGUGGUUCCGGCGGCGAUAAUUCUAAUGAAAUGUCAAGAAGACCAAGAGGAAGACCAGCCGGAUCCAAAAACAAACCAAAACCGCCUAUCAUCAUCACACGUGACAGCGCAAACGCUUUAAAGACUCACGUCAUGGAAGUUGCUGACGGUUGCGACAUAGUCGAAAGCGUCAACAACUUCGCAAGACGUCGUCAGAGAGGCGUUUGCAUCAUGAGUGGUACUGGAACCGUUACCAACGUAACACUCAGGCAACCGGCUUCCCCUGGAGCGGUAGUCACUCUUCAUGGAAGGUUCGAGAUUCUGUCGCUAGCCGGAUCGUUUCUUCCUCCGCCUGCUCCGCCGGCUGCUUCAGGUUUGACUAUAUAUUUGGCGGGCGGACAAGGUCAGGUUGUUGGAGGAAGUGUUGUUGGUGCUUUGAUUGCUUCUGGACCUGUUGUUAUUAUGUCUGCUUCUUUUAGUAACGCCGCUUAUGAGAGACUUCCUUUGGAAGAUGAUGAUGGUUCUAAUUCGAUGCAACUUCAAGGCGGCGGUGGCGGUGGUUCCCCAAGUGGUGGUGGUGGAGUUCCGCAACAACAGACACAGCUAUUAGGAGAUGCAACUGCUCCACUUUUUCAAGCUAUGCCUCCUCCUAAUCCUAAUCAUAAUAUUCUCAGUUCAGUUCAGAUGCCUUCGGAGACUUUCUGGCCAACCGGUCGUUCUCCUUAUUGAAUUCUGUAAUGGAUUCUCUCAUGUGAAACCUCCUCAUUCACUUUGACUGCAUGCAGUAGAAAUAAAUGAGUGUCUCAGACUUCACUAUACAAAAUUUCCACUGGAGAGAAUUCAUUGUAUUUCCAAUCCAACUGAUACUAUUCGAAGGUGAGUGUGCAUGGUUUGUUUGCAACAUGUUGGGAAGGGAGUUUUGCAACAAGGAAGGAAACUAGAGAGAAUAAUUCAAUCAUGAGAGGUUCUACUUAAAUUUGUUUAAUUUUCUUUAAAUUUUGUGUGUCAUUUUGAUUAUUAUGAAUUAGGUAGGUGAGGUUGAUGUUUAAUUUGAGUUGAGACUGUAAUUAAAUUGAUGUAUCAUUAUUAUCCUCGGUGAGUUUGUUUAUUUAAUUUUAUGCUAGCUAUUCUAUAGUAUUUGGUGAGGUGAUGAAUAAAUGAUUAGAGUUUGAGGUGAAUGAAACAGUACACGUUAGUUACUUGUUUUUCUUCUCAUAUUUUCUGAGUUCAAGGUAACGUCUUCAUUUU
Cicer arietinum (chickpea) is the source of this 1824-nucleotide messenger RNA. RefSeq names its product AT-hook motif nuclear-localized protein 26. Gene Ontology annotation, biological process: vegetative to reproductive phase transition of meristem. The record is from RefSeq and is a predicted model, not a curated record. Gene Ontology annotation, molecular function: minor groove of adenine-thymine-rich DNA binding; DNA-binding transcription factor activity. NCBI's taxonomy places the organism in Eukaryota, Viridiplantae, Streptophyta, Magnoliopsida, Fabales, Fabaceae. Gene Ontology annotation, cellular component: nucleus.